UGUUCAGAACGCGGUAUCAUACUUCAGUGCGGCUCGCACAGCCGGCAAAUGUUCGUCGGUUUAUUACGAUGCUCUAUUUUGUGAUAUAAACAAAGCACGAGAGAAUUUUUAUUUUUUAAAUGACAGUUAAAAAAAUUUGUUUUUCUUCGAAUAACAAUAACAUUUAAUAAACUUUACAUUAUUACUCAUUUGAUAAAUUGAGUAAUUUUAAAAUUAAAAGUUAUUAUUUUUUAUUUUUUUUUUACACGCAUGGUGAAAAGUUUUUUUUUCACAAAAAUUGAAAUAAAAAUAAAACAGUGUGAUUUGCAAGGGAAAUGAUUCUCGACGGAUAACAGACGGAAUUAUGUAUAAUAAAAAAGUAUAAUAAAAAAGCACAAUGAACGAAAAAAGAGAAGAGGAAUUAAAAGCUCACAGCUUCUGAAUGGGAUUAGUUGUCUCUUGAAGCGACUUCAACCGUUGAAAUGUGUGUUUCCGCAAGUACAAGAGAAAAUGUGGAAAUUAAGCUACUGGGAGCUCGUAAGGUUGAAAGACAAGGAAAUAGGUACCACUUUCGAAAAGCUCGCACUUUAUCGUGAAGAGCCAUUAGGAAAAUGGGUGCAAAGCAAUCCGCAAGAAAUCUGCCCACUACUGGAGAGGAAGUGAAUUUCGAUCAUUUCAAAAUACUCAGAGCCAUUGGAAAAGGGAGUUUCGGAAAAGUUUGUAUCGUGAAGAAGAAAGAUCGCACAGGAAAUAUGUAUGCCAUGAAGUACGUUCACAAGUGGGAAUGUGCCGAAAGGGGUGCCUUGACUAACGUUGCCAGAGAAGUGGAGAUCCUUUCGAAACUUGAACAUCCUUUUUUAGUGAAUCUGUGGUUCAGUUUUCAAGAUGAAGAAGAUUUAUUCAUGGUGUCCGACCUACUUUUGGGUGGAGAUCUAAGAUAUCACAUACAACAAGUAGUAAAAUUUAGUGAAGACAGCAUCGUUCUAUUCGUCGCUGAGAUUGCCCUGGCUCUCGACUAUCUACAAAAUCACAAAAUUAUCCACAGGGAUAUAAAACCUGAUAACAUUGUCUUGGAUGAGGACGGACAUGCUCAUGUGGCGGAUUUUAAUAUCGCCACGAAAUUAGAAGAUGGACAAUUGGCAACUUCGAUGUCAGGAACAAAACCUUAUAUGGCUCCGGAAAUUUAUAUGUGCUCAUGUGAUGAAUCGGGAGUUAUGGGUUAUGGUUAUGCCGUGGAUUGGUGGAGUUUGGGAGUUUUGGCAUGGGAAACCUUAGCGGGAAAUCGACCAUACGCAGUUCAUGCAGCAACAUCACACCGUGAAGCCUUAGAAAUUCUACAGGAUGAAAGACAACCGCCGGAGCAAUGGAGCUCAUUAAUUCGUGAAUUAUUGGAUCGACUAUUAACAUUGGCACCUGGCGCCCGUGUGUCAACUCUCAAAGAACUCAAGUACAUUACCAUCAUGAGCGAAUUGGAUUUCGAUAUGGUAUUGAGUAAGAAAAUGAAACCUGCAUUCACACCACCCAAGGAUCACUUGAAUUGUGAUCCAACACAUGAACUUGAAGAGAUGAUUAUUGAGGAGAGGCCACUUCACAAAAAGAAAAAACGUCUAGCCAAACAAAGAUCGCUCGAGGUGAAAUCUCUGACUCAAGAUGUCCUGGCAGCAGAAAAGGGUCCAGUUCAAGAAUACAGGAAGCUGGCAUGCAUACCAGAGUAUCUCAAUUUCAAUCGUGAAUGGGAAUUAGACAAGCGCGAAAGAGAAAGGAAGGAGAAGCAAUGGGAAGAGGAGCUCAAUACUGCUAUGAGGAGUGCUGACCAAAGAUUGAGGCUAAAGCAACAAUCGUUUUCAAAGACUGCCAAUCGCUUGAAUAUAUCGAAUGCGAAUGUGAAAGCGCGAAUUAACGCAUCUCCACUACAAAAUCGACGUAAGAGUGCGACGACGUCGUCGGAUAUUGAUUAUAUUGAUGCCAGUCCAGAACCUUCGACAUCGUAAUUCGUAAAUGACACCCUUUUCUUUCACAUAAAGAAAAAGAUCCAGAGAAAAUUAUAAACCCUUUUCAUCGAGAACUUAUAUAGAGAAUAUUCCCUCCCCCCAUUAGCAGUACCAUUUAUAAUGAAACAUUCUAAAAAUAUUAUCUUUUACUUUUUUCCUACUUUUAUAAAAACUUUCAUUUGAAUUUCAUUAUUUCUUUAUUUCUAUUUCAAUAAAAAAAAAAAAAUCGUUUCAAACAAAAUCUUCAAACGCCAAAUUUAACGUUUUGAUCCAAAAAUACUAUUAUAUAUUUUUUAAUUUUAAUAUUUUAAUAUUAUGUUUAGUAAAAUUUUAUUAUUUAUUUACCACAUAAUUAACUAUGUGAUUAACUAUAAACUGAAUGAAUAGUUUCUAAGU
Leptopilina boulardi is the source of this 2366-nucleotide messenger RNA. RefSeq names its product serine/threonine-protein kinase 32A. The record is from RefSeq and is a predicted model, not a curated record. Gene Ontology annotation, biological process: regulation of signal transduction; G protein-coupled receptor signaling pathway; protein phosphorylation. Bases 591 to 1970 code for a protein of 459 amino acids. The transcript has 9 exons. NCBI's taxonomy places the organism in Eukaryota, Metazoa, Arthropoda, Insecta, Hymenoptera, Figitidae. Gene Ontology annotation, molecular function: ATP binding; G protein-coupled receptor binding; G protein-coupled receptor kinase activity.